GUAGGAACUUGACUUCACGAAUAGCAGACAUAUCGAGGCCUUCCUUGAACUGGCCGACUUUGAUCUUCUUGAUGGCGAUUUGCCUACCUGUAGCCAGCUCUUUGCCCGCCCAGACGACGGCAUAUGUGCCUUCGCCGAGCUUAUUUAGCUUUUGGUACUUGGCCACUGCAGCUGGCAUUCUAGCAAUAGUGAUAGCCUUUUCAGCAGCUCGAGAGGCAGCCUGAUGAAGACAAGACAACCCUUGACUCUCGCGUUGGUCGUUGCAGUCACUCGGGAACUUUCGCCGGUCUGCUCAUCAGCUUGCGGCACAUUCAUCAUCUGACCUCGCCAGCUGAACGACAUAAGAGACGGGACAUAUGCUCAGGACCUGUUCGAGACUAGCCCACACAAGGCCUCUCAUCCGCUCGCUGCAGAAACCCGCACGCACCUUUUCCGCAACGGCCAGCAUCAUGAGUUACAGGCAAGAGAGUGAUACAUUGGGACCGCUGCAAGUCCCUAGUGACAGGUACUAUGGUGCACAAACUCAACGAUCGCUCAUGAACUUUGACAUUGGCGGUGACACGGAACGCCUGCCACCGCCGCUCAUCAAAGCCUUUGGCAUACUCAAAAAGGCCGCAGCCACGGUCAACAUUGAGUAUGGGCUGGACCCCAAGAUUGGUGGAGCUAUUCAACAAGCUGCGGAUGAGGUUAUUUCAGGCAAAUUGCUGGAUCACUUCCCGCUGGUUGUCUUUCAAACAGGGUCUGGCACACAGAGUAACAUGAAUGCCAAUGAGGUCAUCUCCAACCGUGCCAUUGAGAUUCUAGGUGGUGAGCUUGGUUCAAAGAAGCCAGUACACCCAAAUGACCAUGUCAACAUGUCACAAUCGUCCAACGACACCUUCCCAACGGCUAUGCACAUUGCCGCCGUUAUGGAAAUCACAAACAACUUGGUUCCGGCACUGCAAGAGUUGCACGGCGCAGUGGACGCCAAGGCAAAAGAAUUUGACGAUAUCAUCAAGAUUGGUCGUACACAUCUCCAGGAUGCAACACCCCUUACGCUCGGUCAAGAGUUUAGCGGGUAUGCUACACAACUCGAGUAUGGUAUUGAGCGUGUCCAGGGAACACUCAAGCGUCUUUCACGUCUUGCUCAAGGUGGUACUGCUGUGGGUACGGGAUUGAACACAAAGAAGGGCUUUGAUGUCAAGAUUGCUGAACAAGUAACGAAGUUGACGGGUCUGCCAUUUGAGACUGCGCCCAACAAGUUUGAAGCGCUCGCUGCACAUGAUGCGAUUGUUGAGGCGUCUGGUGCACUCAAUACUAUUGCUUGUUCGCUCAUGAAGAUUGCGAAUGACAUUCGAUACCUGGGCUCAGGACCUCGAUGCGGUUUGGGAGAGUUGUCAUUGCCUGAGAAUGAGCCAGGUUCGUCCAUCAUGCCGGGUAAAGUCAACCCAACACAGUGCGAAGCGAUGACCAUGUUGUGCGCACAGGUCAUGGGCAACAAUACGACCAUUUCCGUGGGUGGAUCGAUGGGACAAUUUGAGUUGAAUGUGUUCAAGCCUGUCAUGAUCAAGAACUUGCUUCAGUCUAUUCGGCUCAUUGCAGAUGGUUCGCGGUCCUUCACGAAGAAUUGCGUGGUGGGCAUUGUGGCCAAUCGCGAGAAGAUUGCACAGAUCAUGAAUGAGUCGUUGAUGCUGGUGACGGCACUGAAUCCCCACAUUGGGUAUGACAAUGCAGCCAAGAUUGCCAAGACUGCGCACAAGAAGGGCACGACGCUGAAGGAGGAGUUUGUGGGUCUCGGGUUUGGCGAUGAGGCCAAAUUUGAUGAGCUGGUGCAGCCGUCAGAGAUGUUGGGGCCAAAGUAGGGCAUGCUAGUAGACUAUAGACGAGUAAAAGUUAGUACUAGGCUUAGUACCAGGCUUAGCACUAGACUUAGCAGGAGACUGAGUAGGAGACUUGGCAGUGAACUCAGCAGAAGACAGUCGGUCAGGAAUAACCGCUCUGUAGAUCCUGUUAUCAGGCAGCUGCAUCAGGCUUGAUAAUGCGUAAUUACU
Molecule: messenger RNA, 2030 nt
Organism: Protomyces lactucae-debilis
Lineage: Eukaryota; Fungi; Ascomycota; Taphrinomycetes; Taphrinales; Protomycetaceae
Product: L-Aspartase-like protein
Exons: 2
Coding region: 357-1841 (494 amino acids)
Biological process (GO): malate metabolic process; tricarboxylic acid cycle; fumarate metabolic process
Cellular component (GO): tricarboxylic acid cycle heteromeric enzyme complex; mitochondrion
Molecular function (GO): fumarate hydratase activity
Source: RefSeq, a predicted model, not a curated record